Agrilus planipennis (emerald ash borer) is the source of this 1263-nucleotide messenger RNA. RefSeq names its product COP9 signalosome complex subunit 5 (gene CSN5). Gene Ontology annotation, cellular component: COP9 signalosome; cytoplasm. Gene Ontology annotation, biological process: protein deneddylation. Lineage: Eukaryota; Metazoa; Arthropoda; Insecta; Coleoptera; Buprestidae. The record is from RefSeq and is a predicted model, not a curated record. The coding region runs from base 114 to 1136 and encodes 340 amino acids. Gene Ontology annotation, molecular function: protein binding; deNEDDylase activity; metallopeptidase activity. The transcript has 6 exons.
UCUACGUUGCUGGUUCAAUAACUGCCUUACUUCAAGUUGGCGACACUGAUGUCGCUCACCAAAUCUAUGACCUUGUCCAGGACAAUAACAUAACCUGGUUAUCAUAAACAAAAAUGUCACAAUCAAGUUCAUCCUCAAAUUCUAAAGAAGUUGCUCAGAAGUUAUGGGAAAUAAGCAAUAAAGUAGAAAAUGUGAGUUCAGUUGAUGAAAUAUACCGGUAUGACAAAAAACAACAACAGGACAUCCUUGCUGCUAAACCAUGGGAAAAAGAUCCAUAUUUUUUUAAAGAUAUUAAAAUAUCAGCUUUGGCACUACUCAAAAUGGUAAUGCAUGCUAGGUCUGGGGGCACAUUGGAAGUAAUGGGGCUUCUUCUAGGAAAAGUUGAUGGAAAUACUAUGUUUGUUAUGGAUUCUUUUGCUUUGCCUGUAGAAGGGACAGAAACGAGAGUAAAUGCCCAAGCUCAGGCAUAUGAAUAUAUGAGUUCAUACAUUGAAGCUGCAAAAUUGGUUGGUAGACAAGAAAAUGCAAUUGGAUGGUAUCAUAGUCACCCAGGCUAUGGAUGCUGGCUCUCAGGAAUUGAUGUAAGCACCCAAAUGUUAAACCAGAACUUUCAAGAACCCUUUGUAGCAAUUGUUAUUGAUCCCGUUCGAACCAUAUCUGCUGGAAAAGUAUGUCUGGGAGCUUUUAGAACUUAUCCAAAGGGAUACAAACCAGCAAAUGAGGAACCAUCUGAAUAUCAAACUAUUCCAUUAAAUAAAAUUGAAGAUUUUGGAGUACAUUGCAAACAGUAUUAUUCUCUAGAUGUUUCUUAUUUUAAAUCAGCAUUAGAUAGAAGAUUAUUAGAUUCUCUUUGGAAUAAAUAUUGGGUGAAUACCUUAAGUUCUUCAAGCUUGCUGACUAAUGCAGAUUACACCACUGGUCAGAUAUUUGAUUUAUCAGAAAAGUUGGAGCAGUCUGAAGUUGCUUUUGGUCGUAGUUUCAUGGUUGGUGGAACUGAUCCAUAUGAAAAGCGCACUGAAGAUAAAUUAUCAAAGGCAACAAAGGACAGUUGUAAAACAACGAUAGAAAUUAUUCAUGGCCUUAUGGCCCAAAUGAUUAAAGAUAGGCUUUUCAAUAGUGUAUCUCCAAAACCAUAGACUUAUGCACUAUUUUUUUUGUACAACAUUUGGAAAUGUUUGUUUAUUGCUUUUCCUCUCUAAUUUCAUUUCUUGAGAAAAAAAAGAUUAAUUUAAUCCCGAGUUGUGUAAUGAAUGAAAUAAAAUU